Messenger RNA from Colias croceus (clouded yellow), 2573 nucleotides. It is a transcript of the gene CDC50, whose product is annotated as cell cycle control protein 50A. Gene Ontology annotation, cellular component: endoplasmic reticulum; Golgi apparatus; plasma membrane. The coding region runs from base 1247 to 2326 and encodes 359 amino acids. The transcript is spliced from 9 exons. The record is from RefSeq and is a predicted model, not a curated record. NCBI's taxonomy places the organism in Eukaryota, Metazoa, Arthropoda, Insecta, Lepidoptera, Pieridae.
UAAAUAAAACAACUAACUUUCAAUUUUUUUUUCAUUAUUUAUAUAAAACAUAUUAAUUCUAUCCGAUUUACUAUUCUUCUUCGUGUGCAAAGUCCGGUUCAUCGCCAUAUCUACAUCGUCAUGAAGUCUUGGAUUGCCCCCUUGGAUUGAUUUAUAGAAAUCCAGGCAGUAUUUAGAUAAAUAGUCAAAGAUUGACUCCAAAUCGUCUAAUUGGGCUUUUCUUUAACAUUUGGCCAUAGUCAUUGAAAAUCAUUAUCAGAUACCUCCGAAGAUUUACCUUUCGAGCCCGCCCAUACAUACAACUUUUGCAUCGACUAAACUGAUCUGUCGAGCUGUAUUCUCCUCUUGAAUUCAACAUGACUAAACUGUUUAGUCGAUGGAGGUGCGCAUACAAUCGAUUUCAGUCUUAAUAAUUUAUAUCCCCAACAAACCUUACAGUCUUCUAUAGGCAAUUCUUGAAUGAAGGUAAUAAAGAUCACAUGAGCGCGUGAUCGAUAGUUGUGCGAGUAAUUUUUUUUUUGUUACUUCGACAUGUUCGUCAGCUUCGUAAAUUUUUUCAGGUAUUUUCGAAGUGCUUCUAUUUUAGAAAAAUCGGUAUAAAAAAGGCAAAGAUGUGUGACCCGAUCAAGAUACUUGGAGUGUGAACUUAAUGCAUGCCUAACGCCUCAAGCUUUAAAUACAUAAUAUUCAGUCUAUCCAAAUGUUCUGAAUCGUUUUUGUUAUUAAACCAGUAUACAUUUCUACAAAAUUCAGUUUAACAAAAGAGAUCCAUGCUUUCUGGAUCUUUUUAGUGAUUUAUCUAUUGCAUCAUAAUAUCAUAAAAAUUAAAUAUCUAAAAGGAUCCACAUGCUUUUGGAUUUUUUUAAACAUUUUAGUUUUGUGUUAGUUUCUUAGACUGAGCGUUUUACAAUAUGAUCCAAGAAGAAUGGAUUGUUUUUACGAAACUAAAAUAUGGCUUCUCCAUACAUGUGGGUUGGUACCCAGUGUCAAUUUAAAGUCAAAAUAUUCAUAUUUUACUUGGAUUGUUUUUGCUAAUCGAAAAUAUAGACCUAGACGAGCAGUUUGGUAUAUUUAACUCAUUUUCGGUCAUGUUGUGGGUUGGAUCCUUUUUGCUUAUCUACGGCCAAUUGACAAAUGAUAGAGAUCGAUUGUAAAUUGUAGGUAAAUUUUGCCAUCGCAUUUAAAGGUCGCUUUGAAAAGGCUCUAAUAUUUUAAUUUAUAUGGUGCAUACUUUAAUCGGAAUACAAUGGCUACGUCAAGUGAUACCUCAGAUCAAAAUGUGAAAUCUAGGCGUCCUGCUGAAUCCGCAUUCAAGCAGCAGCGUCUCCCUGCAUGGCAGCCAAUUCUUACGGCUGGAACAGUCCUUCCUACUUUUUUCGUUAUUGGUAUCGCCUUUAUACCAGUUGGUAUUGGAUUACUCUACUUCUCAGAUGAGGUAAAAGAGCAUGUUAUAGAUUAUACACAUUGUAUGAAGGAAGAUGAAAAUAUUACCUGUGCACAAUUUAUCAAAGAAAAUGGAAUGGACCCUUGUGUAUGUCAAAUUAAUUUUAAUCUGACUGAAGAUUUCAAAGGGGAUGUAUAUUUCUAUUAUGGAUUGAGCAAUUACUAUCAAAACCAUAGAAGAUAUGUCAAGUCUCGUGACGACAGUCAGCUGUUAGGCCGCCUUUCACUGACUCCAUCGUCUGAUUGUGAGCCGUUUGCAUUUGCCGAAGAAGAUGGCAAGCUGAAGCCCAUCGCACCUUGUGGAGCUAUAGCUAAUUCUCUAUUUAACGAUACCCUGAAAGUGUGGUCACAGGGUUUAAGUGUUGAUGUGCCAGUCCUGAAAACUGGUAUAGCAUGGACGUCAGAUAAGGAUAUUAAGUUUAGAAACCCUCCUGGCGAUCUUAAAACUGCAUUUGCAAACUUCACGAAGCCAGUAAACUGGAGGAAACCUGUCUGGAUGCUAGAUCCCAAUAAUACUGAAAACAAUGGAUUCCAGAACGAAGAACUAAUAGUUUGGAUGCGAACUGCGGCGCUGCCAACGUUCCGCAAAUUAUACCGUAGGGUCGACCACACGCAAGUUGGCUUUAGCGUUGGACUCGCUAAGGGACCUUAUGUACUGCGUGUUGAAUAUAAUUAUCCAGUUAUCGACUUUGAAGGAACGAAAUCGUUUAUAAUAUCAACAACGUCACUGUUGGGAGGCAAGAACCCUUUCCUCGGAGUGGCCUACGUAGUUGUGGGCACUCUCUGCCUCUUGCUUGGAAUCAUACUUCUGGUUAUUCACGUUAGAUGCUCUAAGAGCACUACAGAGAUGAUCAACGUAAACCCUCGCACGCCAUAUUCUUAAACGAAGUAGUUCCUGCACUUACAUCAUCAAAGCGAUGAACAAAGUAUUUAUUGUUUUUAAUUAAUAUUAUUUGAGUUUUUAUUGAAAGGCUAUUGAGAAACUGUAUUUCAACUGUUUGUAGAAAGCGUGUAUGUUUGUAUCACUUAGAAGAUUUUACAUUUUAUUGAAUUUUGAGAGCACGCUAUUGUCUUUAAAAUUGAUUUGAUAUACAAAAAUAACUAAAUAUGUAAUUACAGAAUAUAUUAAA